GUCGGAAAUUCAUAUCAGCGAAACCCUCAUCAUCUUCUACAUGCAGUCACCGAGAUUAUUCGCAAGAAUGAAAAGACCGAAAUCUCCCUUGCCUCCCACUCCUUCAACCCCUCCAACGCCGCAGCAGCGCCAAUCCUUCACCAAACUCAUCACUUCUGUUUCCAGGAAACGCCGCAACAUUCUCCAAAAUCCCCAACCACUCCCCCCCUCCGAGAUCAAAUGGAAGCCCCUCAACAUCAGCAAGUCCGAGCUCUACCUGCCGCUCACUUUCCCCACCGGCCAGACCUUCCGGUGGAAGAAAACCGGGCCGCUGCAGUACACCGGCCCCGUCGGGCACCACCUCAUCUCCCUCAAACAGCUCGACGACGACUGCGUGGGGUAUUUUUGUCAUUUCACGGACAGCGAGGACUCCGCGAGAAUCGAUCUUUUCGAUUUUCUGAACAUGGAGAUUUCGUUGAAUUCGCUUUGGGACGAAUUUAGGGCUGCCGAUGCGAGGUUUGCUGAGCUGGCGUUGCAUUUGGAGGGGGCUAGGGUUUUGCGGCAGGACCCCUUGGAAUGUUUGAUUCAGUUUAUUUGCUCGUCCAAUAAUAAUAUUCAGAGGAUUACGAAGAUGGUGGAUUUCAUCUCGUCCAAGGGGAGAUUUUUGGGGAAUGUGGGAGGAUUCGAUUUUUUCGAGUUCCCGUUGCUGGAGAAGCUGGCGCUGCUGUCGGAAGCCGAGCUUAGAGAAGCUGGUUUUGGGUACAGGGCUAAAUAUAUUGUUGGCACCAUCGCGGCUUUGCAAUCAAAACCUGGAGGAGGUCUGGAGUGGCUUGCUUCUCUUCGUAAAUUAGAUCUUCAAGGGGCAGUUUGUGGUCUCUCUAGUUUACCUGGUGUCGGUCCGAAGGUUGCUGCGUGCAUUGCUCUUUUCGCCUUGGACCAGCAUCACGCCAUUCCUGUCGAUACUCACGUGUGGAAGAUCGCGACCAGGUAUCUCAUCCCUGAACUGGCAGGGACGAGCCUGACACCUAGGAUCUGCAAUCGUGUUGCAGAUGCUUUUGUGAGCAAAUACGGGAAGUAUGCUGGCUGGGCGCAAACCCUGCUAUUCAUCUCCGAACUUCCUUCCCAGAAAGCUAUGUUGCCAUCAAGCGUCUGGGAUACUGAGGGAAGAAGAAGCUCAGUCGAGAUUCAAGUCAAAAUCGAGACAAUACACCAAGCAAAGGAAAUUCCCCGCAGCAAAAGGAAAAUCAGAGGUAAAUGAGAAGAAACUCUGUGUACCUUAAAUAUGGAAUGAGGUGUCUGGAGGGAGACGCGCCAUGAACGUACUCGAAAGGCGAAAAUCAGAGUUUUUUUAUUACAACAGCAGCAGCUUGUCUGGAGUGGCUGGCAUGGUGAUGGAUAGCUUCAUAUUAUAUUAUCCAUGUUUCUUUCACUGGUUCAUGCUAUGUAUGCUGAAGUUGCUGGAGAAAUCUGCUUGAAAUCAUUAUUUCUUGCAAAUGUAGAAAGAAAUGAGUGGAUUAGGGCAUAGUUUCUCUGACAUGUUGUAUAGGGGUGAAGCAAGAUUCUUUCUGUACAACUAGGACUAUGAUUCUCAUUCAUCAAAUACACUACUAGUUUGACAUUA
Salvia miltiorrhiza (redroot sage) is the source of this 1600-nucleotide messenger RNA. Its product is annotated as N-glycosylase/DNA lyase OGG1. The transcript has 3 exons. Lineage: Eukaryota; Viridiplantae; Streptophyta; Magnoliopsida; Lamiales; Lamiaceae. Bases 41 to 1237 code for a protein of 398 amino acids. The record is from RefSeq and is a predicted model, not a curated record. Gene Ontology annotation, molecular function: damaged DNA binding; 8-oxo-7,8-dihydroguanine DNA N-glycosylase activity. Gene Ontology annotation, cellular component: nucleus. Gene Ontology annotation, biological process: nucleotide-excision repair; base-excision repair; base-excision repair, AP site formation.